This is a messenger RNA of Xenopus laevis (African clawed frog), 2349 nucleotides long. RefSeq lists its product as uncharacterized. The record is from RefSeq and is a predicted model, not a curated record. NCBI's taxonomy places the organism in Eukaryota, Metazoa, Chordata, Amphibia, Anura, Pipidae. The coding region runs from base 62 to 1951 and encodes 629 amino acids. The transcript has a single exon.
GAAACUAAAGAGAGAACAUUCAGUUUCGUUUCUUGUUCAGUUGCUGUUCCUGCUCUCAGUGAUGGCGGCUGCUGAUCUGAGAGACGAGCUGAGCUGCUCCAUCUGCCUGAGCAUUUAUACUGAUCCUGUAUCCCUGCCGUGUGCCCAUAACUUCUGCCGGGGCUGUAUUGGGAGGGUGCUGGACACCCAGGAGGGAUCUGGGGCUUAUUCCUGCCCUGAAUGCAGACAGGAGUUUAAGGAGCGCCCUGCCCUGCCCAGGAACAGAACUCUGGGGAACAUAGCAGAGCGAUUCCUUUCUGCUCAGCCCGAGCCGGGGGACACUGGGAUUCCCUGCACCUACUGUGUCCUCUCUCCUGUACCUGCUGUUAAAUCCUGUCUGCACUGUGAAGCUUCUAUGUGUGAGACCCACCUGAGGAUGCACAGCAAGUCAGCAGAACAUGUACUGACCCAACCCACUGAUUCCUUCAUGGAGAGAAAAUGUUCUGUACACAAGCGGAUCCUGGAGUAUUACUGCUGCGAGACCUGUGUCUGUGUGUCCUGCAGUCUGGCCGGAGAGCACAGGGGCCACAGGGUGGAGCUGCUGAGUGAGGCCUCUGAGAAGAAGAAAGAGACACUGAGGAAAGUUGUGGAGAAACUGAGGCCAGAGAGAGAGGAGACUGAGAGAGGAGCCCAGAGACUGCAGGAGCGCAGGAGAGAAGUGGCAGAAAAAGCAGCCGGUGAGACAGAGAGAGUCACUGCCCUGGUUAGAGACAUCAGGGAACAGCUGGAAGCCCUAGAGAAGCGACUCCUGAGUGACAUCUCCAGCCAGAAAGAGAAGCUCUCACUCACACUCACUGAUCUGAUGGAGCAGCUGGAAAUAAAGAAGGACGAGCUGUCCAGGAAGAUCCGUCACAUUGAGGAGCUGUGCAACAUGGCAGAUCCACUCACUGUCCUACAGGAACGGGAAUCACAUGCCUUUUGUAGGGCUGAGGGGGCAGAUAAUGAAGAAGAUUAUGAUACUGAGAAGGAUUAUUGUGAUAAUGAAUGGGCAGAUAAUCAAGAAGAUUAUGAUACUGAGCAGGAUUAUUGUGAUAAUGAAUGGGCAGAUAAUCAAGAAGAUUAUGAUACUGAGCAGGAUUAUUGUGAUAAUGAAUGGCCAGAUAAUCUAGAAGAUUAUGAUACUGAGCAGGAUUAUUGUGAUAAUGAAUGGGCAGAUAAUGAAGAAGAUUUUGAUACUGAAAGGGAUUAUUAUGAUAAUGAAUGGGCAGAUAAUAAAGAGGAGGAUGAUACUGAGGGGGCAGAUAAUGAGGGGGGCAGAGAGAGACAUGAUAUAAAGGUCCCUGCUGUAGGGGAUCUGGAUGUGGAUCUGAUCUCAGAGACAUUACUCACAGGCUUAGCUGCCAUUGUGACUGGGGUAAAGGGAAGGAUUUAUGGGCAGGAGGCUACAGACCUGUUACUGGAUAUAAACACGGCUCAUAAUUACUUAUCUGUAUCAGGGGACAGGAAAUCUGCUUCCUACUCACUAACAGAACUACAUUACCCACAAUCCCCAGAGAGAUUUCAGGAUUAUACUCAAACUUUAAGCAGCAGGAGUUUCCCCUCAGGGCGACAUUACUGGGAAGUGGAGGUCAGUGAAUCAGGGGAGUGGAGGGUAGGGGUGGCCUAUCCCAGUAUAGAGAGGAGAGGGGAUCAGUCCUGUAUUGGGGAUAAUAAUAAGUCCUGGGGUUUGUACAGAGGGAAGAAUAAUAACAGAUAUUCAGUGAGACAUGACAGUAAAGACACAGAUUUACCCCACGUCCCUUCCUGCAGGAGAAUCAGGAUCUCAUUGGACUAUGAGGCCGGACGUCUGUCCUUUUAUGAGCUGAGUGAGCCAAUCAGACACUUACACACCUUCACUGCCACAUUCACUGAGCCCCUUCAUGUUGCAUUCUAUCUUUAUGGUGAUGGUGCCUGGGUGAGAAUCAUUUGUUAGGGUUAGAACAAUGCCCACUGUAGUUUUAGAAGGUUAAAUCACAUAUCUACACAUAAAAUAUUUUUGUCUGUCUGUUUUGUGUCCACACCCUCCAUGCCACCUCCAAACCACAGUCCAUUUUACAAAAUUAGGCAGGUUAUGGAAAGUAUGAAGCCAUUUCUGGAUAUCUAUGGGCCAUGAUCAGAAUUUGCAUGUUGCUUAUUGGACUUUUUGAUGUAAAUGAGCCCUAAUAACUCAGAUAGGUCUGUUUAAUGGAUGACAAUUAAAUCAAGUCUUAUACUCUUUAUAAAGCAUAUCAUUAUGCAAACUGAAAGAAGUAUUAAAAUACCUUCUAUUUGGUUAAAACAUUGAUUGAUUGUAUAAAGUUAUCACAAUAUUAAAAAUAGAUGAAAACAUAA